Molecule: messenger RNA, 6363 nt
Organism: Rhea pennata
Lineage: Eukaryota; Metazoa; Chordata; Aves; Rheiformes; Rheidae
Gene: STYXL2
Product: serine/threonine/tyrosine interacting like 2
Exons: 6
Coding region: 228-3707 (1159 amino acids)
Biological process (GO): negative regulation of MAPK cascade; protein dephosphorylation
Cellular component (GO): cytoplasm
Molecular function (GO): protein tyrosine/serine/threonine phosphatase activity; MAP kinase phosphatase activity
Source: RefSeq, a predicted model, not a curated record
GAGAGAGAGAGAGCAGCUGAUUUCUCUCUCCCUAAUAUUGUUAUUAGGGAUAUUUUAUUAUUAUUAUUAUUAUUAUUAUUAUUAUUAUUAUUAUUAUUAUAUUAUUCUCUGCCAGUUUUUCUACUCUCUUUACUGAACUCCUUCACUGUGCCUCAGGUGGGAAUCUACCAGUUUUCCAGUGGAGUCUUCUAGAUAGUGACGUUCUAGGAAAUCAUCUCACAGUUGCCAUGGCAAGCAGCAGAGAUUCAGACAACGAGCAAGUAGUGCCGGAUGAAGAGGAAGAGAGAUCGGAUGUGAAGGCAGUGCAGGCCCACUAUCUCCGCAGCCCCUCCCCCAGCCGAUAUUCAACGAUAUCAGACACUGAUACAGAGAGCAUCUUCAUGGAGCCAAUCCAUCUGUCAUCUGCUGUGGCUGCCAAACAAAUAAUCAAUGAAGAACUGAAAACAAAGGACGUCAAAGUAGAUUCAGUGUGUCCCAGGAUGUUAGAGUCUGCACAGCAGCUGAUGGUGGAAGAUCUGUACAACCGAGUGAAGGAAAAGAUUGAUGACACCAGCUUGUUCAACACACCAUGUGUGAUGGACUUGCAGAGGGCACUUGUGAAGGACAGGCUGGAGACCCCCAGGGAUGCUGUGGAUGAAGUUUGGCCUAACGUCUUCAUAGCAGAAAAAAGUGUUGCAGUGAACAAAAGCCGUUUGAAGAGACUGGGGAUCACUCACGUCUUGAAUGCAGCUCAUGGUACAGGUGUAUACACAGGAGCAGGUUUUUACAAUGGUCUGAAUAUCCAAUACCUAGGCAUUGAAGUGGAUGAUUUUCCAGAUAUAGAUAUCUCCAAACACUUCCGUCCAGCUGCUGAGUUCCUGGACGAAGCACUGCUGACUUACAGAGGCAAAAUCCUUGUCAGCAGUGAAAUGGGAAUCAGUCGCUCAGCUGUGCUGGUGGCUGCUUACCUGAUGAUCUACCACCAUAUGACCAUUCUGGAAGCUCUCAUGACUUUGAGAAAGAAACGUGCCAUUUAUCCCAAUGAUGGCUUUCUGAAACAGCUACGAGAGCUCAAUGAGCAAUUGUUAGAGGAACGAGAGCUGGAGAAUACUGGAGAUGAUGAAGUCACUCCGAGUCAAAGUCCUGUAGUCCAGGCAGGGGCCUCUUCCCAGCUGUCUGGAGUUGGGGACUCAGAAAGCAUCACGGGAGCCAAAGCCCACUCUAUCACAGUAGAAGAAGAGGACACCAGCAGCCUGCUGGGUAGUCUUAUGAGCUCUUCAUCACUGGGAAAAACUAGCCGGGUUUCCAAACACUCCACCCUCAUCAGUGAGGAGGAAGAGGAACAGCUGUAUGAGGAAUGGAGGAAGAAACAAGGCCUACCUGAAAAGGAACUGGCAACUAACCAUGGAAGGACAACAUCUCCAAAGCUUCUGUCUCAGGAAGGGGAACAAUCUGAGGAGGAUGUGGAACAGAUGAUUCAUGACUGGCAGCGCAGAAAUGAGAAAUAUCAAAUGAAAGGUCCACCCUGGGAGGAGGAUGGAGACUUCAGCAUGGGAGGAAGACCUUGCCCAUCAAGUGAAUUCAGUGAUGUUGAGAGCGUGAGCAGUCUUGAGAUCCGAACCCUCAAACAACAGCUGGAAGCCAGUAGCUGUAAUAGGAUGAGGAGGAGCCGCACAGGCUCUGUUUCUUCAGAGAGCACUUGGGACAUGUGGAACCAGAGACUUCUGGAGAUUGAGAAGGAAGCUGCUCAGAGGUAUCAUUCUAAGAAUAAAUGUGGUGGGAGGAGCUGGUCCUCGGAAACAGGAAGAAAGGAGAGGGAUGUGGAUGAGGAGAGUGUGUUUUCAGACAGUAGCUCCUUUUAUAAUUUCUGCCAAAAAAACAAAGACAAGCUUACUCCUCUAGAAAGGUGGAAGGUCAAAAGGAUCCAGUUUGGCUUUCACAAGAAGGAUUUAGAAUCAUCAUCUUCUGCUCCAUCUCCAGCUGAAGAUGGCAGUCAGCCAGGUGGGGAGGUGACAGAAGGGAAGAGCUUGUCAGAUAUUAACCUGUCUGCUUACCAGGCUUGGAAAAUGAAGCGGCAGAAGAAGGUGGGCAGUGAAAGCAAGGAUGAAUUUGUCGAGCUUGCCAAAAGUGAGGAUUCUGUUUCAGCCAAAAAGAAGCAGAGGCGAGUAGAGCUCCUUGAACAUUCAAAGAAAAUCUUAGAAGAAAGUCAGUCCAUGUGCAGCUGGGAGACAGACAGUACAAUGAGUGGGAGUAUCCCACUGUCGGCUUUCUGGCCCUCAGCACCUUCUGCAAGUUGUACUGAAGAUGCAUCUUCUGCACUAAGCAUGCAGACAAAUCACUCCCAGGCUAGGAGUAGUGCUGGGGUAAUGCAGCCUCAUACACCAAGUAUACCCCUCCCCAACCUCCCAGUUGGCCCAGGUGACACCAUAUCCAUGGCAAGCAUUCAGAACUGGAUCGCUAACGUUGUGAGUGAAACCAUUGCUCAAAAGCAAAAUGAGAUCAUGAUGCUGUCCCGACCAUCUUCUGCAAUGGCCUCCAGUGUAAUGUCAGGAGACCUUAGCAGACAUGUAGAUGAUGAUAAAGUUUCCCUUCUCAGUGCUCAGAGUGGCUCAUCCCUUGCUACCUCUCAGCUCCGCCAGCAGGACAUGCACAGGGCUGAGUCUCAGUCUAUCCUGUCUUGCAAUACCUCAGUGAGUGCAAGGACAGAAGGGACUAGUUCAAACAUGAAGGUAACACAAACAAGCAAACCGUUGUACAGCCUUUUUGCUGAUGAUAUUGACCUGAAGAAACUCAGGAGGAAGGAGAAAGAGAUGCAAAUGGAAAUGAGAGAGAAAAUGUCAGAUUAUCAAAUUGAAAAGGUGGUCAGAGACAAUAAACGCAGCACUUUAUUUAAAAAAAAGAUGAGCAAAGGAGAGCAAAGUGAAAAUGAAGAUGACACAGAGAGCAUAUCAGGCAACCAUAGACACCUCUUACAAGAAGACCUUGACAGAACCAAUAGGGCAUUUGCUCUAUCCAGUCAAUCUGCAAACGCAGGUGCCCUGAAGUCAGAGGUAGAGACUGAUAUUACCAAGUGGCUGAGUAGCCUGAAAGAAAGAGAACCAUCAUACCAUGAUCAAAGUGAGAAGGCUAGAGAGAAAUAUAACAGAUCAUCCAAACUUAAAGAGGUGGAUUCUGAAACAUCCAGUUACAGAUUCUGCAGAUCCCAAAGGGAAGAGCUAAACAGCUGUUCUUCCUAUGAAUCAGAAGGAGAUUCACUCAGAACCAUGUCAAGAUUUUCUUCUGCUUCUGCAGUGGAGGACAAAAAGAUGUAUAAGUUCACGAGGUCGAGGGUCAGUGAGAGAACAAGUUCAAGAGAAAAGAGCCCAGAGGUGUAUGUUUUCAGACAAACACCUGAACCGUCCUUUGACUCUGAAUCCCCUGAACCAUCUACACAGAGUCGAGUUAGAUCUCAUCAUGUGGAGGAGUGUGAGGAGGAGGCCAGGUUGGACAUGUCAGAAUUUGGAGCUAAGAGAAAGUUCACCCAGAGCUUUUCAAAGUCUGAAGAAGAUGGAAAGAAAGAGGCAAAAGUGGAACAAAGUGAAGAGAGAUUUGCAUCAAGAGAGUUCUCUCAGUACAGGCGAAGCAUCCGUAAAGAAGAAGAAGAGAUGGAUGAUGAUGCUAUUAUUGCUGCUUGGAGAAGUCGACUGGAAGAAACUACCGCAAAGCUCCGGCGGAGAAAGGAAGAGUGACCAAGGAUCAGAUUAUAGGAACACAAACAGAGACCCAGAGUCCCAGAAUCAUUCAUCAUUAUAUUUCUGAUAAUCCUUUGUGGUUUGUAGGGCAUUUCCUGCAGAUAUUUCUCUUUUCUUAAUCAAAAGCCGUAAAGGGAGGAGGUCAAGUUUUGGAAGUGUUUGUGGUUUGUGAGAAAGAAGAUGCUACUAUUAAAUGAUCAAUGCGGGUAGGAUCGCAAAGUUAGAAGCCAUUAGGAGCCAGAGGGCAUUUCAGCAGCAAGAGCAAGUAAUGGUGGUACCUCAAUUCAAAAGACUGAUCACAUCCCAUUUUGGUUAUUUCAAUUUCCUACCCUCGUUAAAGACUGGACAUAUUUUUUCUAGGAUCUUUUUGAUCAUAAAUGGGAGAAGCCAACAGCCUUUUCUAGGAACUUGAAGAAUGUUCCUUUCUUAAUCAGUUUUACUUUAUUCCACUGAGAAGAUACUGCCAAGUAGCUUCGUUUUCUACACCAGUUUAGCAAUGUCUACAGAAAUAAGACAGUUCAGGUGAAUGCAUGUACUGUUUUCCUUCACUGAGUAGUUGAAGCAAAGUGAAAUACUAGAAACAAGAAAAUGCCUCCUUUUUAUUAGAAGUUCGAAGCAAUAAUUUAUGUAUUCUUGUCGUACCAUUGUUGUCUGUUAGAUGGAGUCACCUCCACUGCAGUGUGAUUGGUUCAUGCCGAUAGCUUAGCGUCAACAAGAGGAAAGAUGCUGUAAUACUAACAGCCAUCUAAAAAGUAUGUUCUGGUCACUUUAAAGAGACAGAGUUAGGGUUUGGAUUAGCAUUAGGUUAGGAUGGGUUUCUGGAGCACCGCCUUCAGUUUGUUGUAUGAAUGCAGCUCAGCCAAGUCUGUACUUUUAUGUCUAUAGUCAUAUUGUCAUGUAGUCUUUUCAGUAUUCUUGCCUUAAAAUAAAAGAGUGAUAGGCAGAUUGACCUCUAAUAAUAAAAUGAUGUGUAAAUAAAGCUUUCAUAGAAGGCACCAGGCAAAGACUUACCUAAGGACAAAAUGUAUGGCUGAUGAAUGCAGUACUUGGAAGCUCAUUUUUAGGAAAUGAUAGGUUUAGUUUGCCCAUUAAAGUUAAUAUGCUGUUUGUAUCACGUGAGCUACAGAGCCCACUUUUGAGAGUGAGUGAGCACUCUCUGUGUUAGUGUCGAGCUGUGGGUCCGAGCCUUUCUGUGGCCUGCGAAGCCUCCUGAGCUUGUGUGCAACACAACAGCUCUGCCAGGCCUGCCACAGCAUCGUUUGUGUGGCUGGUACGAUGCUGUGCCUUUAACACAUCAAAGCACUCAACUUUCUGUCACCAGUCAACAUCCUCCAGCCCUCUCUUUAAACAGCUAGGCCAGUUUCUCCUAACUGGUCUGCAUUCUGAAAUUACCUGUUCCUUCUCCUACAUGGAAUAUAUUUUGAAAGAACAAAAUCCUCUGGCACAGCUGACUGUAAAACGAAGAACAACGGAGAGACAAUGCAGCAGUGUAGCACUGCUCUCACAGAAGUUUUGUCUUGCCAUUGUCUUUUCAUCCAUUCUCCCUCUUACUGUGAUGCUUACAGCUCACUAUUAUUACUGUGUGAGUACCUCUCACUUUUUUAAUUGUGUAAUAUUGAUGGUAAGCUCCACAGGGCAAGGACCUGGUCUUUAUCCUUAUCAGUAUGGUGCCAUGCACAUCAGCAGUGCUAUCUAAAUAAUGGUUACUGAUAACAAAAUGCAGCUGCCAAUUUUCCUAAACUUGGAAUCAUUUCUCUCAACUAUAACUCACUGAUUAGACAUUAUCCCCGCUUCUCUGAAGAUAAAGAUACCUCUUUCUGACAACCGGGACUAGGGUAAAUGAUAGCUACUUAUUGCCAGGUGAAUGAAAGGGAGUCUUCAGAUCAGAUGAUUGAACAAUAACAGGGGUAUAAAAAUAAGAAAAAGAACAUAUUUUACUUGUGUAGGGAUUUUUUUGAGUAAACCCAGAUUACAUGUUUCAAGUACAUAAGGAACAUAGUCUUGUUAACGUUCCAGGCAUCCAGAGAUGCUGUAAGGCUUAUAAUGCACUUCUACUACAAUAUAAUAUACAAUACAAUGUAUCCCUUACUUCUGCAUACUUCUGUGAGGUUUUUCUUAAAAGUAGUGGCAUUUCAGGCUUUGAUUCACAUUAUGAGAUUUUAUAUUGAAUUUCUGCAGUGUGUCCUAGAAUAGCCAUUUUUCUCUUUUCUUUAUCCCUGGUAAAGUUGCUUUGUGCAGAACAAUUUUAUGCAUAUGUAUAAUUGGAGCUUGCUUUAUCAAGAUGCUAGUUUCAAUCAAGAAAUGGUCAUAAGUAUAAGCACAUGAAUAAUCUUCUGUCUUCAAUGGCUCACAACAUUAAGCAGUUAAGUUUUGAUGGAUCAAAGUGUGCAAUACCUUCUGAGAUUGAAUUUGCUUUUUUAUCAAAAGCUGGUUUCCUCUGAAAAUCUCUCUUCCUAAGACUGGUUGCUGCUCUCAACAAAAAUGUUUGUCCUCUGCAGGUACUGUAGGGGGCAUCUUACACUGUAAAAGAUGAACAUCAUAUGAGGUAGUAAUUGGUUUCAUUUUGCACUGUACAGCACAGCCUUUGUUUAGGUAGCACUUUGAUUUAAACAGUAUUCCACGUCUGCUGCACAAAUAAAUUAUUCAAGACUGA